AGUUCGAGCCUCUCCAAGGCAGCGCCGCCGCCGAAGGAGGAGCCGAAAGAAAGCGACCGCGGCGGCGAAAGUGAAGGCGGCGGCGGCAGUUUCGGUUUCGCCUCCAAGCGCUUGUCCGGGCAGGUCGGCGUGGCGGCCCCGGGGCACCUCUUCGGCCUUUGGCGCAACGGCACCUCGGGCGGCUCCUGCUGCAGCGCGCCCUCCGCCCGUGUGUGGGGCCCGAUCCCGGCGCUACCGCGGGAAGGAAAGCAGCGACGCGAGAGGGAACCGGAGCCGCUCCGCACUCGGAGACCAGCGGGCUGCGUGUGCGGGACGGAGGGCGCUGACCUCCGCCGGUGGCUCUUUCCGCGCGCCAAAGUUCGGGAUAGAGGCGGCGCGUCUAUGGUAGGAAGAUCCCGCCCGGCCCCCGGACUUAGGGCGAAGGACAUGGCAGACCCGGGGCCCCCCAUGCGGCUGAAAGAAUGGCUCAUCGCCCAGGUGGAGAGCGGCCGGUACCCGGGGCUGCGCUGGGAGAACCACGAGAAAACCCUCUUCCGGAUCCCCUGGAAACACGCGGCCAAGCAAGAUUAUCGGCAGCAAGAAGAUGCCGCCCUCUUCAAGGCCUGGGCCAUCUACAAAGGCAAGUACCACGAAGGGUUGGACAAGGCCGAUCCCACCGUCUGGAAGACCCGCCUAAGGUGCGCCUUGAACAAAAGCACCGACUUCAAGGAGGUCCCCAGCCGGAGCCACCUGGACAUCUCGGAGCCAUACAAGGUGUACCAGGUCAUCUUGGACGCAUCCCAAGAAACUGGUACCUCUGGCCAUCUGAGGCCCCAGGAGAGUGCAGAUAAGGAAAAUGGCAAAGAGCCAAGCGAGCCCUCGAUGUCGGCACAUCAAGAGACCCGAGCAGAUGGGAAACCAAAGAAGGCCAGGGCACCUUCAGAUUCAGGGCUGGCCUGCAAGGAUGAGCCAGGGGAGACCCUUCAGACCUCUCCGGUGCCAUCCCAGGCCCCCCAGAAGCCAAACCAUGGAGAGCACCAAGGUUACCAGGUGAAAGGGUAUUUCUGUGGCUGGAGCCCAGCCCAGUUUCUCUGCCGUCCGAGUCCUUGCUUCAUCAGUCCAGACCCACAGUACACUGAGAAUCAAAACAUCAACUCAGACUGCUGGCUGCACGUCCGCCUCUACUAUUGCGAUGUGCUGGUGAAGGAGGCCACCACAAAGACGGCGGAGGGCUGCCGGAUCACCUACUGCCCAGUGCCAGCCGACAACGAGCGCCUUUAUGGUCCAAACAGCAUGGAGCAGAUCCAGUUUCCCUCCACGGACGUCUUGGCUGGGAGCAGCCAGGGAGCCAGAGCGGUGGGCAUCUUGCAACGGCUCCUGCCUCACCUGCACCGUGGCGUCCUGCUCUGGGUGGCCCCUGAAGGGGUCUUCAUGAAACGCCAGUGCCAAGGCCGGGUGUAUUGGAAGGGGCCGCUGGCACCUAACGACAACCAGCCCAACAAACUGGAGAGGGAGAAAACCUACAAGCUGUUGGACAUGCAGGAAUUCCUCCACCAGUUAAAGGGUUACCUGAUCCAUGGAGGGCCGCUGCCUCAGUACCAGAUCCACUUCUGCUUUGGAGAAGAGUACCCCGCUGCCCCCAACCAGAAGCUCCACAAGUUCAUCAUGGCCCGUGUGGAGCCGGCGUUUGCUCACCAUCUCUGUCUCCACGCCCAGCAGCUGGGGCCACGCUCACUCCAGGACUCUCAGGUGUGCAAUUUGGAUGCCCCCAGGAAUAUCAUCCAGAUCCUGAAACAGCUGGGCCUGCCUUGAUUCUGCCGGAAGGGAAGUGGUGUCCUUGCGUGGGAGGGCUGGCAAGUAUUAUCGUUCAUCCAGCAGAGGUGGAGAAAGCUUAGCUUCCUUGGCACUGGACGUCUCCCGGGUGCCCCUACCCUGAGUGCUCGCUGUGCACCCAUUGUGACUUGGGUGCUCUUGUGUGCUGACCCAAGAGUGCCUGACCAGCAUGUGCUGAAAAACCUGUGGGAAUAGAGGGUUCGUGUUAGGCCUCAUUUUUACAAACGAUAGGUGAUGUUCCCUCACUGUAACAUUUCAAUGCAGAAGGAGGCUCACAUUUGAUAUAUAUGAUUACACAGAGGAGAGUUCUAGUCUAAUUUUCUCUUUCCCACACUUCUUAUUGGGAUUCUUUUUGGGGGGAUAUUCCAUCCUGCGAACCCUCAAGUGGUCCAGUUGAGACACAAACGGGCCCAGGUGACCGUGUGCCAUGCGUUACAGAGGACACUCCUCUGUUUGAAGAUGUUCUCUGUUUGAGGGCUGUCCAACCCCAUUCUGGUUUAAGGAACCCUAAGAGGGGAGAGGAGGAGGAGUCGCACAUCAACAACGGGUCAGCAGACUGAGCGGGCACACAAGUCACUUGGUGCCUCCUGCACGAUAGGCGGCAUUUCUGUUUAAAUUAUAGCCAUUAUUUCUAAACUUCCAUCUAUGCCCACAAAUUAUCAUAUGCAAGUUUCAUGCAGAUUGGUGCCCUGUUUUGGGGGGAUGCAAAUUCCCUGUUUUGGCAUUGUAUAACUGGCCCCCUUAAAUGGCCCAUCUCAUCUCCUGAUUGUGAGAACGAACCCUACGUUAGAACAUGAGGCAUUUAACAAUCUGGGUUGACCCUACCCCUCUGUUUUACAACUGUGUCUUUGUUGUUGUUGUUGUUAUGUGCCUUCAAGUCGACUACGACUUAUGGCAACCCUAUGAAUCAGCGACCUCCAACAGCACCUGUCAUGAACCACCCUGUGGUCUGAGGCUUCCUUUAUGGAAUCAAUCCAUCUCUUGUUUGGCCUUCCUCUUUUUCUACUCCCUGCUGUUUUUCCCAGCAUUAUUGUCUUUUCUAGUGAACUGUGUUUAGGAGUCACUCAAGUGAGCGUCAUUCUUUGUUGCAUUUAUUUUUUUAAAAAUGUUGUAAACCAACCUGAGUUCAAAGGAAAGGUCAGGAUACAGUCUAAUUGCCCAGUCUGCUGCACAUUCCCUCAGCAGUGAAUCCUACUGAAUGCAGGGGGCCUUAAUCCCUGGCACAUUUGCACAGGAUUGGAGCUGUCAAUAAAUCCACGCUUGCAAUGACGCAACAGAUUGGGAGGAGGGGAGUAAGCUUGAUCUUGGAGUGAAGUGGCUCUCAUGCAUCCUAACUGAGGGAUGCCGUCAUUUCCCUGGCAUAGUCUAAUGCUUUUGGGCAAUACAUGAAACUCCUUCAACAUUUCACGGAUGACAGAAGCAGCUUGCCAGGUGGGGCGGAGCUGCUCUGCUACCUUCCUGGCAGGUGAGAUGAAGAAGGGAAAGGGUGGGAUGAUGCAAGUGCACCAGUGGUGGAGCCAAUCCAGUGCUUCUGCUGGUACGUUUACAUUGCACGGACCUUAGAAUCAUAGAAUAGUAGAGUUGGAAGGGGCCUCCAAGGCCAUCAAGUCCAGCCCCCUGCGCAAUGCAGCCUUUCCCCUUCCUCUCCAUUCCGGUAAGCAACAGUGAUCCACUUGCCAAAAAGCUAAUGUCAUGCCUGUGCCCCACCCAGUGAGCUGCUUCUGACAGGUGGAAGCCUGAUUUUUUCCCCACCUUUACCACAGUGACUUCUGCAGCAGGUGUGCUAGGCAGCAGAUCACACCAGAUGCCUUUGUGUGUGUCUUUAAGAGCUCUUGCAGUGGCUUGGGUUGGACUUGCCCAAUCAGAAAGGCAGCUGGCUUUUCUGCAUUCUGCUAUGGUAUUGCUGGGCAGUCAAAAAUCACUCAGCAGUAUUUAUUAUCUGGAUAGGUAUAGCAGGCAAUGGGGGUGAGAAAGAGGAAUGGAAUGGAAGCUGGAAAAAAUGUUGUAAAGCUUUGGCUGUUGAAUUCUGCCCGUCACAUUGCUGUUAAAGAUUGCUGACUGGGCUAGCCCAGUGACUAGAUUUCUAACUGGAACAGGAAGGCAUGAACAUUUAACUCUGGGUCUGGCUACCAUUUUGUUUCUAGGCCCAGUUCAAAGUGCUUGUUUUGACCUUUAAAGGUAGAGCAUGGCAAGUCUCACUCACUGAAAUCCUUCUCUCUUUCCCAGAACAAUUAAAAGCCGAGGAGCUCUGUUCUUUUUUGCAUUUUGCAACUUUUAAAGAUACAGAAGACCUCUUGGUUGCCAGGCCUGGUCUCCAAGAGGUCUUCUGUAUCUUUAAAAGUUGUGCAGGGGGAAGGGAGAAUUCCACCUUGUGGUUUUUCCCAUUACAAUGUUGCAACAACACCUGCACUUGGCUGACUUUCUCUUCUCCUAAAGAUACAGGAUCAGUCUCAGGCCCUGAAUCUGGCAACCCUAGAUGGGAUUCAAUCACAUAAUGGCAAAUUCAGAUUGCAGAAUUACCGUGGAGUGGGAGGCCUUUUACAACAAACCCACUUCCCCAAAAUACUGGCCUUUUUUUGAUAUAUGAGAGCGAUGGGGAAAUGCACUGGAAAGUGUGAGGUGCAACAUCAUCUAACCUCCCUGCAAAUAAAUUGGGAUGGCCGCUCAAUCAGCAAGUCAUCUGGAAGCACCCUGGGUGAAUCUCUGGACUGCAAUCUGGCAAGCCCUCAGCUAACAGCCCUCACAGGGUUCCUGCGCAUACCUGUUGCUGCCUUCCAGAAUUGCAGGCCUAGGCAGGAGAGACGGCCAGACACAGGAUUGUUGUAACACAGCUGAGUUUGGUGACUGAGUGGACAGAAAUAUGGCCUAGCCUGCUCUUGUGCCUUUAAUAGCAGCUCUAUAUAUGGCUGGGGUGGCUGGGGCUGAUAGGAGUUGUAGUACAAAAAGUAUGGAGAGCACCAGGUUGGUGAAGGCUGGCGUAAACAAAUAGGCAGCUGACUUUGGGCUAAAGUUCAUUUCUUGCAUUUGCCACUAGAGGGAGCCAGGAUCCCAUUUAACAAAGACAGUAUCAUCUUUGGUCCUCGUGGUUACCUUGAUUUCUCAACUUUCAGAUUGAAUUUAAAAAAAACCACUGAAACCUCCCAGUGGGUUGAGCCCCACUUCAGAAUCAACAUCCAGACUUCCCAUCCCCAAAUUGUUGUUGUUAUGUGCCUUCAAGUCGAUUUCGACUUAUGGAGACCCUUUGAAUCAGCGACCUCUAAUAGCAUCUGUCAUGAACCACCCUGUUCAGACCUUGUAAGUUCAGGUCUGAGGCUUCCUUUAUGGAAUCAAUCCAUCUCUUGUUUGGCCUUCCUCUUUUUCUACUCCCUUCUGUUUUUCCCAGCAUUAUUGUCUUUUUUAGUGAAUCCUGCCUUCUCAUUAUGUGUCCAAAGCAGCCUUUCCCAACCAGUGUGCCUCCAGAUGUUGUUGGACCACAACUCCCAUCAGCCUCAGCCAGCAUUGCCAAUGGUCAGGAAAGAUGGGAAUUGCGGUCCAACAACAUCUGGAGGCACACUGGUUGGGAAAGGCUGGUCCAAAGAAUGAUAACCUGAGUUUCAUCAUUUUAGCUUCUAGUGAUAGUUCUGGUUGAAUUUGUUCUAACACCCAAUUAUCUGUUGUUGUUUUCGUGGUCCAUGGUAUGCACAAAGCUCUCCUCCAACUGAGUUGAUUUUUCUCUUAGCCGCUUUUUUCACUGUCCAACUUUCACAUCCCCAAAUAGCACAUAGUAUAUAGGAAUAGGGCCUGAGGCUUAAAUCACCUUGUGUCUUCCUCCCAGUGGUUGUUCCUGUAGGGAAGCAUUUGUAAUGCAAAUGAACAGUCUGGACAAGGCCUAUUUACAUUUGCAUUGCAAACCUGAUUGAAGGAAUGGUGGCUUAAAGCCAGCUGGGCUGUGUGGCAGAGCCUCCAUUCUGUUUUGUGCGUUUGGGUUCUGUUUCUCCUGGAAGGUGUUUGAUGUGCAUUGUGGCACCGGACUGGGUGAGUGCAUGACAUGAAAAGAGAUUAUUAUUUAGUAGAUUUAUACAGAUUUACCCAGCUAUGGUAGAUCUCUGGGGAUGAAGGGCAUAUUGCCUUAGAGGCAUCUGCCACCUCGAGGUGGGAGUGUGCGAGAUGAAUACUUCUGUGAUGCCAGGAGCAAUUAGCCUUUCAAGGUUUUUUAAACCCAAACAUUAAGUCUUAAAGUACCCAAGUUUAAAUUUCUUUCACUUGUUUGCAGCGAUGGCACACACUAGAUAAUCAGGCGAAGCUGAAGAUUUGGGUCUUUGCAGGAAGACACUCAGGGCUGUGACUCUCCAGGCCAGCUGACAGGAGUUGUAAUCCAAACCUAUUGGAGGGCGCCAGUCAGCUCCAGACUCUUUAGGAAUUAUCAGUCACUGAAACUUGCACAUGUGAAUCUGUGGAGGAAUUCUUUGAGGACGCUUUCCAUUGUGACUCUCAGGAUUUAAUAAAAGGGUUUAAUCCCAGAAAGUGUCUUGUGAAGCUCUGAGAAAGAGCUCAACCAGAACUGUGACGCUGCAGGACUUUGAGUGCUCUUCUGUGUUGUGUGGAUUUCCAAAAUUUUGUGUCCAAAUGGGAUCCCGCAUAAGAACUCCUGAAACAGGCUAGGUGACUGGCAGCUACCCGAUGAGCCUCUGGAAUUCUUUUUUGGGGAAGGGACGUACCUCAGUCUGCUUUGCAUGCAAAAGGUCCUGGGUUCAAUCCCCGAUAUCUCCAGUUAGGGCUGGGCAACCCUGGAGAGCUGCUGCCAGUCAGUGCAGACAAUACUGAGCUUGAUGGUUUUCGUUCAGCCGCCUGUACAUACAGAGCCUUCUCUGAUAUAGUUUUGAUUGUAUUUUACCUGUUAUCUUCUUGAAGUUAUUUGAAUUUUGUACACUGUGUGUUUGCAUUAUUUGUACUUGGCACAUAUCUGAGUGGUUCAUGGUUGUCUCGGAGGGAAUCCUUCUUAAAGCCACAAAAAGCUAUCAAAAGAUGAGGACGCAGAAAAUGAGAAGCCGGCUGUUUGUGUGCAGAGGGGGGCAGGUUUGGUCUCUCAGGGUUCACCCUUUUAAAAUGAUAAUUUUCAGCGACUGCAUCUCCAUUUCAAGAGGCUUGAAGUUAAUGACAAUAAUGAUGAAGUAUUUUAAAUGACUUUUUUAUAUAUAAAAUAAAAUA
This is a messenger RNA of Rhineura floridana, 6999 nucleotides long. Its product is annotated as interferon regulatory factor 4-like. The transcript has 8 exons. Gene Ontology annotation, molecular function: protein binding; DNA-binding transcription factor activity, RNA polymerase II-specific; RNA polymerase II cis-regulatory region sequence-specific DNA binding. The record is from RefSeq and is a predicted model, not a curated record. NCBI's taxonomy places the organism in Eukaryota, Metazoa, Chordata, Lepidosauria, Squamata, Rhineuridae. Gene Ontology annotation, biological process: immune system process; regulation of transcription by RNA polymerase II. Gene Ontology annotation, cellular component: nucleus. Bases 382 to 1791 code for a protein of 469 amino acids.